Messenger RNA from Struthio camelus australis, 4734 nucleotides. NCBI's taxonomy places the organism in Eukaryota, Metazoa, Chordata, Aves, Struthioniformes, Struthionidae. The record is from RefSeq and is a predicted model, not a curated record.
CCCCCAGCCAGCCGGAGAGAGCUCUCAGGGCGCUCGACAAGUUGCAUCAUGCUUUUGAUUUCUGGGAUGGCGCUGUGACUCUAAAGGACAAAUUGUUGUACCAUGUCCACCCGGCGGCUCCGCAGCGAGGACUACAAUGACUACAGCUCCACGGACAUCACGCCAGAAGGGAGCCCGACUGGGGGCAUAAACGGUUUUGCCCACCCCGGGUCCUACCAGCGCUUUGGGGAGACCAACGGGACAACAUGGUACCAGACCUUGAUCCACCUCUUGAAGGGAAAUAUUGGCACGGGCCUGCUGGGGCUGCCUCUAGCCGUGAAGAACGCCGGCAUCUUGUUAGGUCCUCUGAGUCUGCUUGUGAUGGGAGUCAUUGCUGUGCACUGUAUGAGCAUCCUUGUGAAGUGUGCUCAUCACUUCUGCUACAGAUUCCAGAAGCAGUUUGUGGACUACGGGGGUGCUGUGAUGUACGGGCUGGAGUCAACUCCCAGCGCUUGGCUUCGGACACACGCUGUCUGGGGAAGGCGUGUAGUGGGACUCUUCCUGAUCCUCACUCAGUUGGGUUUUUGCUGUGUGUACUUCGUCUUUCUAGCUGACAAUCUGAAACAGGUCAUAUCUGCAGCAAACAGUACUACCAAUGACUGCAGCUCAAACAAAACUGUGGCCAUGACCCCCACGAUGGACUCCCGGCUCUACAUGGUCUCUCUGCUGCCCUUUGUGGUUCUGCUCACGUUCAUCCAGAAUCUCAAGGUCCUGUCCGUCUUCUCCAUGCUGGCCAAUCUGGCCAUGCUCGGCAGCCUUGUCGUCAUCUACCAGUACAUCAUAAGGGACAUUCCUGAUCCCAGUGACCUGCCUCUAGCAGCAGCCUGGAAGACCUACCCACUGUUUUUCGGCACUGCGAUCUUUGCUUUUGAAGGCAUUGGAGUGGUGCUGCCUCUGGAAAACAAAAUGAAGAAUCCCCGGCAGUUCCCGCUGAUCCUCUAUGUGGGGAUGACGAUCGUCACUGUCUUGUACAUUAGCCUGGGUGUCCUGGGAUACCUGCGCUUCGGAGCAGAAAUCCAGGCCAGCAUAACGCUCAACCUGCCCAACUGCUGGUUAUAUCAAGCCGUCAAACUGCUUUUCUCCUUUGGAAUUUUCUUCACGUAUGCUGUGCAAUUCUACGUGCCUGCUGAGAUCAUCAUCCCUCCUAUCAUCGCACGAGUGUCAGAGCGCUGGGGGUGGCUGGUCAACCUGCUCCUCCGGACGGUCCUGGUUGGCAUCACCUGUGUGCUGGCCAUCCUCAUCCCACGCCUGGACAUCGUUAUCUCACUGGUGGGCUCUGUGAGCAGCAGCGCACUGGCUCUGAUCUUCCCCCCGCUCCUGGAGAUUGCCACCUACUACACUGAAGGAAUGCACCCCCUUGUCAUCAUCAAGGAUGUUGUGAUCAGCCUUUUUGGUUUUGUGGGCUUUGUGGUUGGAACCUAUGAGGCGCUGGUGGAGCUGGCUACUCCCUCCAUGGUUGUGAAUGCCACCAGCAUCUUGGUGCAGUGAUGGCCCUCCUGCCCCAUGCACCUCUCUGAAAGCUGUGCUGGAGCCUGGUAGCACGCUGGGGCUGGGCAUUGCUGCUUUCCUAGGGACGUUCUCCUCUCUCUCCUUGUAAAAUGUGGUUAUUUUGGCCUAUGUGAAUGAGGCUGAGCUGGUGACGAGAGGAUAAGCCUCUCACACUCCCCACCCAUCACUGCCACCCAUCUCGAGUGGCAGCAGGGUCUCCAUGCUGGUUUCUAGAGCCAGGGGAGGUGAAGUCUGGCCUGUGGCUGGGGUAUUGCCUUCCUCAGGGACUUUUCUGGCAGGGGAGAUAGCAAAACAGGCCCCCUUGGCACCCAUGUAAACAGAGUCACUUUGAGGGGUGAGGAAUCCAGGAAAUCUAGAUUUUACUUUUAUUUUUUUUUAGUUCCAACCUUCCCAUAUUCCCCACUUUCUUUCAGCAGAGGUAGGGAACAAGGACUGCUUUUCUCUGUGCCAUUUUUUUUUUCUUUCCUCCUACAUCAGCACUUUAUUUGAUGGCAACAGAGAAACUUCAGCUCAGGUUGGAGAGCAUGGAGUUGCCUCCUCCCUCUGCCCCUGUGGGCAGGGAGAGCAGUGCCUGAGGUGUGGAGUGUCCUGGGGACAAGGAGAGCAGGUCACCCCUGGGUGGGUGUGGGUCCCAUGUCUCCUGGAUGCGAGAGGCACCCCUAGCUCUCCUGCAACUGGAGAUCCCAGGACAUGGGCAUUGCAUUUGGCAGCUCCGUGCCUUUGGGCACUUGUCAGCCUCAGUGCCGGGAGUGUUGCACCUCUGCUUCCGGCUGUCUCUAGCAUUGUGCAAGCCAUAAUGCAGGGCAGACUGCCGGAGCCUUAGGGCUGGGCAUGGCAGCUCUGAGACUGAGCAGCACGGCUUGCUAAACCCUGGCCCACAGCUUUAGUAGUGACUUCUCUCCCCUCUAGAUCAUGUAUCUGAUGAAUGUUUUUCCUGAAGCGUUUGCACGACUCGGAGGGACCAAACCGGGCAUGGGACUCUGAAACAGCGAGCGAGUUGGUUAUCUUCAGCUAGGAGCCCUCUCUGUGCCGUUGUGCUCUGCUGUGUGGGACAGUGGUGUUCCCAGGAGGUCACUGCUGUGCUAGGCCUCUGCAUGGAAAUACGCCUUGUUUACAGUCCCUGAGCUAGCCUAGCACCUCUCUGGCUGUACUUGCAGUCUCAUUGCCGAAUACUAAAUCAUGAAAAGGAGACCAGGUCCUUCCCCCUCCUCCUGGUCCUGCUCACUUCCUGAAAACACCCUCUACCUCUGAUGCAGCUUCAUGUCUUCUGUUAGGAGGCAGCUCUCUUUUGGCACGUCUCUUGUUGCCCCUCUUGCUUCUCGCAUUGUCACUGCUGUGUGUUGCAGAGGGGCAGGCCCUUCCUGAGGGCUGAGCCAGUGCUGUGGCCCCACUAGGCUGCUGCUUUCCUCUUUGGGGAAGAGGAGGCCAAAGGCAUAGACAAGCAAAGCCGCUGUAGUUAGGGAGAGAGAUUACUCAGCGCCCUGCAAACUGCUGGACUUUGUGCACCAGCAUCCAGUGACGUGGAGUCACUGCUGUCUUAGCUAGUCCUGGCCAGUUCUGAACACAGCAGUUCCCUGCAACUUAUUUACUUCAAUUUCUUGCACAAAAAUCCCCAUGCUGGGGACUGGGCUGCUGCUGGUGUCAAAUGCUGCCCCUGCUAUCCUUCAGGGGCUCCCUGGGCACCCUUGCUCUGAGCACAGUUCCUGUAUUUCUGUUCUCCUUUACCCUUCUGCUGGAGUUUUUUGCGACAGGCAGAUGAGAGCAAAUGCAUUCUCCGUAGGAUGUUUUUUUCCUAGCAGUGCAAAAAUAUUUUGGCUUCAGGAGGGGAUGGAUGCUAAGGAUGAGCUGUGGCCAAGAGAAGCAUCCCCUGCAGCUCAUCUCCUCACCAGGUGAUAACUCAGUGACUUGCCCUGCUGCCUGAGACCUGCUUCCCAUUUGCUCACUCUGGCUUCAGCCAGCUGCUGCUGUGCGAGUCUGUGGGGCUGCUGACUUCUGCAGGCUUUGUCAGCAGUCAUCUGGGUAGGUAGCUCAGCUGCUCCAAAAGCUUUUUUUCGUUUUAUUUUUGUUUUGUUUAUGGUCCUUCACCUGCUUCCUAUUCUCUCGGGGCUCCUGUAGCCACAAAGCUCAUCCUGUUUCCUCUAAAUCUAUUCUGGUGAAGAUUUCAGCCCGCUCCCGUGUUGCUGGGUCACAGUGACAGGGAACCUCUAAGACAAAUCCUCAAUGUGGCGGGUCACCUUGGGGGGUGACAGCAAGGACCUGGGUCUUGCAGCAGGCAAGGCCAGGCAGAGGGCUAGGAGGGAGCUCUAGCACACACUACGUCCCAAACAAGUGCAAUAUUAAGACCAUCUCUGCACAUUGUCUCUGGGAGGCUUUGCCUGUUCCUGGCCAGGUGUCAGAGCCUGGCUCAGUUGCUUCAUGGUGCGGCCGAUGAGGUGAGAUACAGAUUUGCACUCCAGAAUGACUUUGCGUUAGAGCCUCAGAGACCUCCUAGGCUCAAUGGUUCAUAGCGGAAAACUGGCUGUGAUGAUGGGUACCUGCUCUAAGGCUCCUUGAUGCACUGGUGACCUGUCCCCCACUGUCCUUCCACAUGCACGUGCUGCCCAAGCUGUCAGCCUGGGAAUUUAUUGCUUUGGUGAAAGGAUUGGCUUAAGCCAGUGCUGGAGGGAGCACACUAAAUCACUUGCAUUUACUGGGUGGCACAUGCUGAACGCUGGGAGCUGCACUGCUUCGUUUUCAGGAUUCCUGGCUGGAUACGUAGCGUCCCGACUUACUGUGCAAGCGCCAGCAAAGACCUCGCUUCUGCGGAGGCUGUGGAAUAUCACAGGAGCAUUAAAUGGUUUGUGAGGUACUUCAAUUUAUCAUGCUGAAGGGAAGAAGUGAUGAGUAGGGAGUGCUUGGAAAUGGGGGCUAGCAGCCUUGGUGGGACUGAGGAGCUCUGGGACUGAGCUGCAAGGGCCUGAUGCGGGACUGGGUGAAUGGAAAAACUUGCACUUGUGUGUUGUUGGCUGCGCUCUAACCAAGGAAAUUGUGUAGAUAUAGAAAUGAUUAAUGUACAUGUCUUGUGCCUAUGGAUAUUGUCAGGGUACAGCAUGUGUAGCUGCCCAGUGGAAGAACCCGUCUCUGGUGCUGUACCUGAUUCGUAUAUCUUCAAUCAAUAAAUAAUAUCUAUUUUUUAUGUGAAAACGC